UGGUGACCCUGCUGGCUGGCCGCUGUCGUCUCUGGCAGCUUCGAGCGACAGCGCGGCAUGGGACAAAGUUGCCCUGGCGCUCCGUUGGUCGGAAUCUUGCCGCUACCGCUACCACGCCAGGGAAGCAACGGAAGAGCGGCCUCACAUUUGAUCAUCUUGCCUUGCAUCCGCUCACCUUGCGCGGCCUCCGGGAGUCCUUCGGCUUCUCCGAGGCCACGGAGGUGCAGGCGCAGGUACUGCCUCGGGUUCUGGCACCUGAUGCUCCAGGAAGUGAUUUUGUGAUUCAUGCUCGUGCAGGCACGGGCAAGACUCUCGCUUACCUCAUCCCAGCGGUUGAGCAUUUGAUCAAGAAUCCUCCACCGGGCGUUGGUGUUCUGAUCCUUGCCCCGUCAAGAGAGUUGGUGCUGCAAAUUACCAAAGAUGCAGAGACCCUCUGCAGCUACCACGCUCUGCAAAUUGUUCCCCUCAUUGGUGGCAUCCGAAGGGACAAGGAUGAGGCUCUCAUUCGCCGGCGCCGGCCGGCCAUUUUAGUGGCACCAUUUGGAAGUUGCUGGAGCACUUCGAGGCCACACGACGUUUUGAGACCCUCUUUGACGCUUUGUCCAUCCUGGUCCUGGACGAAUGUGACGAACUGCUGCGGCAGGAUGGGGCAGCUUCCCUGCAGACUUUCCUAAAGUUCUUACCUCCAAGAUUUGAGCGUCAGACCAUGCUGCUAUCAGCCACCGUGCCUCAAGAGGUGCGUCACCUCUGCGGCGCCCUGUGCCGCCCGCGCUGCGAGUGGCUGGACCUGGUGCAAGGCCUUCCGACGCAGGAGGCGGUCGAGCAGUUUGUUGCAUCGGCUCCUCCCCUCUUGUUGGGCACUGCAUUGAGGAAUGUGUUGGACUCAGAGAUCCAGGACAAACCGAUGUCCCACAAGGUCAUGGUCUUCUUUCCCACGGCGCGCCUGGCGGCCUUUGCCACCACGCUCUUUCAGGAGCAGCUCAACAUGAGGAUCCACCAGAUUCAUGCGCGUUGCACACCAAGUGCUCGCAUGAUCGCACAGGAGGAGUUCAGUGCUGCCAGCUGCGGGAUCCUCUUCACCUCGGCCGCGUCGGAGCGGGGCAUGGACUAUCCCGAUGUGACUUUGGUGGUCCAAAUGACAGCUCCCAACAGCCUGCAGCAGUACGUGCACCGCGUGGGUCGCACCGCACGGGGCGGGAAGGAGGGCCGGGCACUGCUGCUGCUGCUGCAGCCCGAGGAGUCGUUCUUGUCUGAGAUCGAAGAGCUUCCCGUGCAGAGGUCGCCGGAUGAGGCUCUGAUUCUGAAUGAUGAAGGGCUCUUCACACAGCACGCGCUGUCUUCGGCCAACUGGGCCUCGCGGAGCAGCCUGAAGGUACUGGCGGCUGCGGCCUUUGCCUCGGUUUUGCAGCACUUGAAAACUCAGUAUCCGAAGAUGGAAAAUCAGGAAGUAGUGGACUUAGCCUCCGAGCUGCUCAUGGGCUUCGGUGUGUCCGAACCACCAUUGGUGUCCUUGGAGUUCGCGCGUGAACUGGGCCUCGAGAAGUGUGAGAACUUAGCAUUGGUAGAGCAACGGGAUGACAAAGCGCGUCCCAUCCAUCCCUCCGACCAUGAGCGCGGAAAAUUCGUUCGGAUGCCGUCUCGGAGUUUCUGGCUGCCUCCAGUGAAGUGA
Cladocopium goreaui is the source of this 1669-nucleotide messenger RNA. The record is from the annotation of a GenBank genome assembly. NCBI's taxonomy places the organism in Eukaryota, Dinophyceae, Suessiales, Symbiodiniaceae.